GCAUUUGACUUGCUAACUGAAAAUAAAUCAAAUUUUAAAACAUACUCUUAUUACAUUUGUGGCUUACUUUUACAUUUUAUUUGCUUUGGCCUGCAUAUCGAAGGGAACAACGCCGCGAUGAUGAAUAUGAGCUUUCAGUACAAAAAGGAUCAUACCUUUGAUAAGCGACGUGCAGAGGGUGACAAAAUACGCCGCAAGUAUCCGGAUCGUGUGCCAGUCAUUGUAGAGAAGGCGCCCAAAACACGUCACACCAGUCUGGAGAAGAAGAAAUACCUGGUGCCCAAUGACCUAACAGUGGGACAGUUUUAUUUUCUUAUCAGAAAAAGUAUUCAUCUUAAAGCAGACGAUGCACUAUUUCUGUUUGUCAACAAUGUUAUUCCACCCACUUCGGCUACCAUGGGCUUGCUGUAUCAGGAGCAUCACGAUAAGGAUUACUUUCUAUACAUGGCCUAUACAGAUGAGAACGUGUACGGACAGGAACAAUAAUUUUAGUUCAUGCAAAAGCUUUCAAGUUUGGUUUUAGCAAUGCAAAUUUUAAACAGCAAUAAAUUGGUUAUAAUACAAAA
Messenger RNA from Drosophila busckii, 566 nucleotides. RefSeq names its product gamma-aminobutyric acid receptor-associated protein. The transcript has a single exon. Gene Ontology annotation, biological process: cellular response to nitrogen starvation; autophagy of mitochondrion; macroautophagy. Lineage: Eukaryota; Metazoa; Arthropoda; Insecta; Diptera; Drosophilidae. The record is from RefSeq and is a predicted model, not a curated record. Bases 118 to 486 code for a protein of 122 amino acids. Gene Ontology annotation, cellular component: autophagosome; cytosol; autophagosome membrane. Gene Ontology annotation, molecular function: ubiquitin protein ligase binding; GABA receptor binding.